AUGGUCACUAAAUCACAGCGUCAUUAUAAAGUAAAGACCGACUUAGGCGAGGCAGUCCAGUACACCAGGGCGGAGGUGGAGAGAGUGGAGGGCGAGGCCGUGUCGGCGAUGCACUUUGGGUUGCUGCAGGCGGGAACGCGCAAGGCCAGGCUCGAGGUCUCCAAUGCGACGGCUCUGAGCUCGGCGGAGUCUGGCACGACCGGGGCCGCCACAUCCAGAGGCGCGUGCACGGCGGCGGACAAGCAGAGAAUGGAUGAGCUGGGGUACGGAAACGAUCGCAACAGCUUUGGCGCCCAGGUCUAUGGCUGUGCGCGCCACAAUGUAAACUGGAUGCUGAAGGUGGAUCUGGGCAAAAUGGACGAGUGCCUCAAGACCACCGUGGGCCUCUCAGGCUCGUGCGCGACGUGCUUUUACCAUCUGAACGAGCAGGGCUCGGAGCACUGCAAGACGCAGUGUAUGAGCUGGUGCUCACAGCUCUGCCAGGACUGCAGCGCCCGGUACGUUUCGAGCGCCUGGAUGGACAACUGCACGGGUUACGCCAUUCCGAUGCGGGUGCCAGGCCGCCAGGGUGUGACUCCUGUGAAGCCUGCUUCGGCCGCCGGCGCCUCCGUGCGAGCCGGCGCGCACCAGGUGCCCGACGGGGCCGCCGCCGAGGCCGCCGCGGGGCCGCCCUGCGCGGACGAUCUCGUCCGCGCAGCUGGCGCCUCCGCGCGAGCCAGCGCACGCAGGGGGCUCGUCGGGGCCGCCGCCGAGGCCAUCGCGGGGCCUCCCCGCAUGGACGAUUUCGUCCACGCAGCUUCGGCGUUUGACGAGGCCCGGAGCCUCCGUGGGGCGCAGUGUGCCGCGGCCUCGCCGGCUGGAGGCGGCUCCGACAUGCGCCCGAAGAGGCAUUACGGGAAGGUGGGGGGAGGCCUCGUGCUGAGCCUCUCCGGCGGCGUGGACAGCAUGGUCACCUGCUGCCUGCUGUGGCUCCUGCAGCAGCAGCUGGUGCCCCCGGAGCGCCUCCGGUGGUGCGCGCUGCACCUCUGCCACCCGAACCGCGGCGACGCGGGCGACGAGGAGGCCUGGGUCAGGUGGACUUGCGACAAGCUCGGUGUGGAGCUCUUCACCUACAGGCUGCAGAUCCGCAGGCCGCACGGCGAGCUGCGCACGGGCAUCUCCCGCGAGAGGUACGAGGAGAAGUCCAAGGAGCUCCGCUUCCGCAUGUACUCGAGGUGCCUCGCCCACCUGGGCGUCGGAGCUGCGGACGGCGCGGCCCUGGUGGCGCACCACCAGGACGACGCGGACGAGAACAGGCUGGCGGAGCUGGGCAAGGGCAACAUACUCAACAUCGACGGCAUGUCUGUGCGCAGCACCAUGCUGGGCGUUGACGUGGUGCGGCCCUUGAUCCCAGCGAGGAAGGCGGAGCUCGUUGCCUUCGCGGAGGAGGCCUUCGUCUGCUACAUGCAGGACUCCACCCCCAAGUGGAGCACCCGCGGCUGGACCCGCCGGCUGCUGGACGGCGUCGGCCUGGAGGACCCGGCGCGCCACGCCCGGCUGCUCGGGGCGCUGGGCCGCGCCGGCGGCGCCUCGCAGGCUCUUGGGGAGGCGCUUGACUCGUCGCUGGCGGGCUGGAAGAGGUGCGGCAUCUCCACCGGCGCCCUCCAGCUGCGGCCGGCUGCCGCCGCGGCGCUCCAGCCGCAGCACGGCACGACGCUGAGGGAGAUGACGCAUGCCGAGGAGAAUGACGGCGCCUGCGAGCGUGAGAACGAGGCCCAGUCCAGCCUGACGGAUACUCCGGGGCACCCGGCCACCGCGCUCAGGAACGAGCCUCUCCCGACCAGAUCUCCAGCAGGUCCUGCGCGGGCCUCGCGGCGCCUGUGGCGGCGUCGGCCAGCACUGACUCUGGAGGCGGUGGAGCUGGAGCUCCGUCUCGGAGAUGCCGAAUUCGUGGGCAGCCCGAUUCCUGCGCGCGACGAUGUCAGAGGGCACCGCUCCGCCGCGUUGGCCAAGGCCUUUGCCAGCUGGCGCUGCAGCCGUCGGAUCGCCUCGUCCGCUGAGGCCGCUGCCGCGGCCAGGGCAGCACUCCGCGCCGCAGUCCACGUUGAGGGUUGCAAGCGUGCCCAUGAGAUCGCAAGGAUGCCUGGCUGGAAGUGGAACGCUCCCCUGUCCAUGAUUAUGGCCGCCCUGUCGGUGGACGAGGUGCCCGUCGCGGUGCUCUCCCUGCCCGGUCUGCUGGAGCUCGCUGGGACCUUCGAGGCGCGGCUGGGCGACCUUUGGGCCGAGCUGGCGGAGGUGGCCGACAUCUGGAACGCGGCCGUCGACGCCCACUCGUCGGACGGGGAGAAGGCUGCGGCCGUCGAGAUCCCCGAGGACUGCGGCGGGGCGCCCGGCGACGACGCGGCCGGGCCGUGCCACGUGCAGCGCCUGGCCCUUGCGCGCUUCGACGUGGGGCCCUUCCUGCUGGGCCGCGCCAUCGCGGCCGCGUCUUCGGAGCACGACCAGGUGAGCCCGGGGGCCGCCGGAGACCGGUCCAGGAUGAAGAGCUGGUGCGAAAGCCUGCUGGCUUUUUUUGUUGGUGUCGCUGUGCUUGUGAUAACGCUGAUUCGGCAUUGGGAUGUCCCGCCCGUAGUUCCUGCAGACUCUCCCAUCACCGAGGGUUUCAGUGCCGAGCGAGCCAGAGAGGUUGUAGUGGAUUUGGCAGCUUGCGGCGUCAAAUACAUAGGUUCGCCAGAGAACGAAGUCUGCGCUGCAGAAGCUGUUCAGCGCCAUGCCCGCCUUGCAGCCAAGGCGCUUGAAGGAGAUCUCGAUGUCGACGUGCAGUCCGCGUCUGGCCAUUUCUUCCUUGACUUCCUCGGCGGGCUGACGAACGUCUACCGCAACUUGACAAACGUCGUGGUAAGGCUGCCAGGAGCUGGCGCGCCAGCUGCGAAUGGCCCCCGAUGCGCCCUGCUUGUGGGCUCGCACUUCGACUCGACGUUCGGAUCGCCUGCGGCCUCCGACGCAAAUGCGGAGGUGGCCAUCAUGGUCGAGCUGAUCAGACUGUUCUCGAGUGAGCGUCUGCCUGUCGACCUAGUGUUCGUCUUCAAUGGCGGAGAGGAGAUGCUCAUGCCCGCGGCUCACGGCUUCAUAACGUCCCACCCCUGGGCAUCCGAGCUCUGCGGCGUCGUCAACCUGGAGUCCGCGGGCUCGGGGGGCCGCGAGCUGCUCUUCCAGGCUGGGCCGCAGAACCGCUGGGUGGUGGACGCCUACGCCUGCGGCGUGAGGCGACCGCACGGCUCCUCGAUCACGCAGGUGCUGUUCCAGACGGGCAUCAUCCCGGGCGACACGGACUACCGCAUCUACAGGGAUUUCGGCGGCCUGGCAGGCGUCGACUUCGCGGUGCUGGCCAACGACUGGAUAUACCACACGACGCAGGACGACCUGGCGCACAUGGACUUCCGCUCGGUGCAGCGGUACGGCGAGACCGCGUCCCAGGUGGUCCGAGGGAUGGCGAGCACCCUGAGCGCGGGACGCCCCACGGGCGCCCAGAGGGACGAGGCCGCCGUCUUCUUCGACCUGGCCGGGGCGGUGUUCGUGUCGUACCCCGCGCCCCUGGCGCAGCGACUGCACCUCGCGGGGGCGCUCGUCGCGGCCACGUGGGCUCUGCGCGGCAGGCGUGCUGCAGUGAUGUUUGCUUCUGGGCGCCUCCUUGCGUCGUUUGCAGCGGCCAUCGCAGCGGCGCUUGCGGGAGCGCUGCUGAUGUCCUGUACACCUGGCUCCUUGGUUGCGUCAGCGCGACCCGAGAUAUCAUUCCUCUGUUGCAUGCCCCUGGCAAUGGGUGGUUUUCUAAUGGCUUUGCUGCGCUCUCCAGUCUCAAACGGUUCUGGCAAUGAAGCAACAUCAACUGACAUGUCAUCGGCGUCCACACUCUUGGCGUCCGUGGCCUGUACGGUAUUUUGCUAUCACCCAGUCACUGUCCCUGCAUCUUACUUAUUCUUCAUUUGGAGUGUGAUUCCACUUUUGGGUGACGUAUGUGCGUUUUUUGUGCCAACGACGGUGGAACCAAUUCUGCGAGUAGCUGGGUUCGUUGUACCGUGGCUCGUGCAUGCUCAGUGCUUUGUGUUGGCUGUUGAGUUAGUCUGCCCACUGAGUAUGCGAAGUGGUACUCUAAUACCCGGGGAUAUCAUCGUGGGUGCUGCGUACGGGCUCAUCGUUGGCUUGGCUUUAGUGUUCUCUGCAAGAUAUUCCUUUUCUUUUCCGAGGAAGCGUGGUGGCCUUUUCCUCGUCAUCACGGUAUGCAUUGGAUUUGUUCUCGCGUUGUUUACGUUCCCCUACAGUCAUGAUCGCCCGAAGCGGUUGUACAUGCAAGAUACAUCGCGGUCGAAGACGGAUUGGAAUUUCGUUGACCCAGUCGGCAGUGGGGGAACGGUUGUCCAUGGGAAGCAGCGGUACACACCAAUGGAAAGCGGACUGUGGACAGUAGCAAUGGAUUGGAAUGGCGUCGCAACCAUUCGGGAUCACGCUCCCUUUGGGCUACCACGAGGUUCUGAGCCUGCUGACGACUCUGCAGGCGUGUACGGAGAGGUACCCCAUCCUUUGCCACUCAAGCUGUUUGUUAGCAAGGGCGUAUGGGCACCCAAAUUACCGCCUUCUUUGCCCAAUCGGCUGGGAGUGCAAAUCACGGCCCUGAACAAAUCCACAUCUGGCCACAAGGAGCUGUCCGUUUCUGUAGCGGGCGGCCCGCAUAUAAUGAUGGCAAUCGGCCCGUCGGCGCUUGUUAAGGCGUGGUCUUUCGGCAUGAACGCAGGCAUAGCCACCAGCAAUCAUGACGUCAGUGAUAGCAGCUUGCCAGAUGAGCUUCCGCCAGUUCGACCCGACUGUGACUGUUACUGGGUGCUCUUCAACGAAGGCGGGACAAACCCAACCCGCGGAAGAUCCGAAGCUUUUAACUUUACCUUGGCUGUGCAUCCGGGCGACCUGCGGAUGGACGUGUGGGCGACGCACCUGGACACCGCAUCGCCAGAGAUCGAAGCCCAGGCGCAGCGAAUGCCUCACUGGGUGAGCUUCGUCGGAUGGGUGUCCGAGCUCCAGGUGCACGAACUGCACGUGUGA
This is a messenger RNA of Prorocentrum cordatum, 5073 nucleotides long. NCBI's taxonomy places the organism in Eukaryota, Dinophyceae, Prorocentrales, Prorocentraceae. The record is from the annotation of a GenBank genome assembly.